GUCGACUGCGAAGAUGAGAUUUCUUCAAAAUGUUAAUUUGAAGGGAAUAGCGUCACUCCAAACUAGAUCUAUACAUUCUACUCCUAUAUUCUUAAAAGCUAAGCAACAAAGCGCUCAGGAAGAGACAGAAGAAGACUUUGGUGACGACUUAAUUGGCGGCACUACAGAGGACGCUGUAGAGUCAUCCAAUGGUUUAGUAGAACAAGUACCAUCUCAGUCAUCUCCAAACAGCACUUGGAAGACAGCAGUCGACUACCUGAGUCCAAAACUAGCCGAUGGUAAACAAAUAGACCCAACGAACCGUCCAAAAGCAAGUAAAGUUGUAGACGCCCUAGUUCAAGCUAAGAAUACUGAAGAAAUUGACAUCGGUAUCGACUUAUACAGACGUUGGCAGUCUUUCAAAUUGGGUGUAAAUCGUAACGCACACGGUCAAAUACUCAAUAACCUUUGCAAACAAGGUAGAUCUGACAUCGCAUUUGAAUUCUUGUCGGAUUUCCAAAAGUUCAAUCUCACUUUACCGGAUAGAACCGUCGCUAGGACACUUUCACUCAGUUUGCACGACAAGAAAGAUGAGAAUGCAACACCAUUACAAUUGCUACCAAUUUUGAGAGCAUUCCACUACAGACCACAUGAUGCAUUCUGCGUUGCAAACGCCAUCAGAUCAGUAGAACAAGGUGACGAAAUGCGUGUCGUUUUGCUCGAUUGGAUUAAAGAUUUGGACGUUCAUAGGGUGAUACCAGUUGAAGUUUCACAACUCGCAGACGCCGAGAAGGUCUGGAGUGAUCUGCGUGUAAUUGCAGAGGAAGAAGGCAAAGCUGGCGAAUGGUUAGACAUACUCGGAAACAAGUUAUUGGAGAAGAAGUCAAAGAGUGAAAAAUACGCUGAACGCAAAGCAAGAAAGCAGCAACAACGACAAACUUAGAAUAAUCUUAUAUAAAUAUG
Wallemia mellicola CBS 633.66 is the source of this 942-nucleotide messenger RNA. RefSeq lists its product as hypothetical. The record is from RefSeq and is a predicted model, not a curated record. The transcript has a single exon. The coding region runs from base 14 to 922 and encodes 302 amino acids. Lineage: Eukaryota; Fungi; Basidiomycota; Wallemiomycetes; Wallemiales; Wallemiaceae.